This is a messenger RNA of Pogonomyrmex barbatus (red harvester ant), 2353 nucleotides long. RefSeq names its product Glucose transporter 4 enhancer factor (gene Glut4EF). Gene Ontology annotation, biological process: regulation of transcription by RNA polymerase II. NCBI's taxonomy places the organism in Eukaryota, Metazoa, Arthropoda, Insecta, Hymenoptera, Formicidae. The record is from RefSeq and is a predicted model, not a curated record. Gene Ontology annotation, cellular component: nucleus. Gene Ontology annotation, molecular function: DNA-binding transcription factor activity; RNA polymerase II cis-regulatory region sequence-specific DNA binding.
CCGCUUGGCAGUCUGUCCUCAGUCCCUCCCGGUCGCUCAGCUGUGCGUCACAUGUCGGGCGCCGCGAGUCCUUCUCCCGUGCGGAUCGCAAUUAGACAUACGACUCCAACGACCCGGCCAGGACGCCGUCUAGCACCGGAUCUCCGUCUAACGUCGGCGCGCGUCAGCCACGUAUUAUUAUGCUGUCAGCCGUGUGCACGCCAACGCAUCGCCACGAAUCGAUCACGAAGUGCCUCGAAUAUGCGGACGGCGUGACGAACGCGGGCGACGGUGCACGCCGCUUUGUUGAUACGCUGAGUUCUGUGUUCAGGCCACGGAGGCCGCCGCGUCCCUCCAGCGUCUAAAGAGAGGGAUCCCCCCGCGGGAUCGCCGUGCCCUACGACGUAGCGCGACCGACACCCUCCUUCCCUUUCCUUCGCAGCUUUUAAACUCUACCAUCGUCGCCGGUAGAGGCGACGGCGUGAUUGGUGCGUGGCGACGAAAAGCCGAUCGGUACGAUGACCUAAAGCGAUGAAAGAAGGAUAGAGUGGACGAAAGAGAGAGCGAAAGAGCCUUCUUGGGAUUCGCUCGUGGGAUCCAUCGUGUACGGUCGACGGUCGGCCUCCGAAUUUAAAAAGACCGACUUCUCGUAUUUCUGGGGGGGGGAUUUCGCCAAUCGUUAAAUUUCGGAGCACGUGUUGUAGGCGUGUGUAUGUCACUCUCGCAUCGUGAAUCUUGAACUGCUGCUACUGCGUUGCAACGCGCGCGUUAUUCUCAGACGUGAUUCUGUGGAUCCGUGCGUUCGUCCGACGAACACUGUCGAACGUCGCGACGAGGACGUGAGAGAAAGAGAAAGUGUCGCGAGUGAACAAGAGCGAGCGUGAGGGGCAACAGAAGUGUCGAAUCCGCGUGAAUGUUUCGCGCCGUGUCACGCGCCGCAACGGGACUUCCCGCGAGGAAACGAUCGACGAGAACGAUCGAGUGAUCCUCCAUCGCGAAGAGGAGGAAGGGGAGAAAGGGAGGACGAGAGAAGACCGGUGGAGAGAAAGAGAAAGACACAGCGCAAGGUAUAAGGAUCCUCCUGAUCUGUGCGAAACCGAGUGAUAGCGUCGGCUCGUAGAAGCUGCGAAUAAUGUCGACGGGCAAGAGGCUGGCGAAACGCAGCAUAAUCGGCACCAGGGUGUGCGCUCCCGGCCAGGACGGCAAGUAUUACAGCGGCGCCAUUUGCGCCGUGAAGACGCCGCAGGCCGCCGAGUCGCCGGGCCAGAAGAGCGUCACGCCGAAGACCCUGUAUUCCGUGCGCUUCGACAUCACGGGCGGCAGCCCGCCGCCGAGCCCCAAGGAGUACUCGGACCGCGAUUUGAUCGGACCCGGCUUCGGCUCCGUCACCAGCGCGCGGCUGGUAACCGGCCAGAAGGUUUAUCUAACGUACAACGGUAGGGAGAUCCACGCGGAGGUCACGGAACAUCGCCAGCAACUCGACGAGGUGGACGUGGUCAUUGCCCCGAACGGGCAGGAGGGUACUAUGAGCCUAACCAAACGCAUUGACGAAAUCAGGUUGCUCGAAUCACGUAAGAGUGCUCGACUGGCCGAUCAGGACACCGAUUUCGCCAGGCUCGCAGACAUGGCUGGAGAUCGCAAGCGAGCAUCUUCCCACUCCAUCGACGUGCCACACGUGAUGGCAUCCAGGAAACGACGGCCAAGCUCGAACAAUGAUUCCGAACGGACGUACAGCGGUUGGGGCGACAGGUUGGGGCUCUGCGGACGUGAGGGUUGUCGCGUCAACGAACGCGGUGAUUGCAUGGACGAAUGCGCUGCCGCCCUGGUCCUUAUGUCGCUCUCAUGCUCACCUCACAGUCCUCACAACCCCGCACUUCACUGCCAAUACAAUUACGGUUCCUGGGGGAGUCGUGGAGGCGGAGGCGGCGGCAUGGUCGCCGGCUCACCGGGAGUCGGCGGUAUGUCAAACAGCAGCAGCAGCAGCGGGGCUUCCUGGCGAAGCGGCACCCCCAGCCCGCCUCUCAGCGAGGAGGGUGUACCGACGAGGAGCUCCCCGUGCCCGGCGGCCCCGCAUCCCUCGCACAAUCAACCGCAUUAUCCCUACAACGCGUCCGGCUCGUCGUCGAGCAGCACCCCGGGCUCGACCACGCUAGAUGAGGGAAUAGUGCCCGACUAUAUCGAGGAGCAGCAUCCACGUAAGAAGAUUCGAGCGAAAGUCAACCAGGACCCGAUCGAGACUGAGCCGAGCACUUUCGAGAGCGAACAGGUAAGCCCGAUUUCCGCCCGUUCUCCGCGUAAUUGGAUAGCCGCCCGCGCUGCCACGCGCUCGCGGAAAUCUCGCAGGUGCGAAAUUGCGAGCGCGACUCCUUCUUAA